Molecule: messenger RNA, 360 nt
Organism: Protopolystoma xenopodis
Lineage: Eukaryota; Metazoa; Platyhelminthes; Monogenea; Polystomatidea; Polystomatidae
Source: the annotation of a GenBank genome assembly
AUAUCUGCAUCCAUUCGUCACAGACAGGAAUCCUGGGAGCUGACAACUCUUCGUUAUGGCGCCUGGUUUGAUUAUCCUAUUAGUUCAAACCCUCUCCCUUCACUCUCUGUUUCUCAGCUGUUAUCCUAUUCUCUACCUGUAACCACAAGUGAGAGCCUUCAGACUUUGGGGCCAGGAUUCGGCCUUCAGGAUUAUCCUAUUACAGCAAAAGAUCUGCCUCAAAGAGCCAUAUUAACCCUAUAUCACAUAGCUAAAUCUCGACGUCAGGCCGAGACAGAAGUUGACAUUGAUUUAUUAGUCGUACUUAUAGCAAAAAUAGAUGAACGUUGUCCAGAAGGUAUAAAUUUCUCAAUUUUUUAA